This is a messenger RNA of Seriola aureovittata, 2076 nucleotides long. RefSeq names its product heparan sulfate 2-O-sulfotransferase 1a (gene hs2st1a). The transcript is spliced from 8 exons. The record is from RefSeq and is a predicted model, not a curated record. Gene Ontology annotation, cellular component: membrane. Bases 311 to 1393 code for a protein of 360 amino acids. NCBI's taxonomy places the organism in Eukaryota, Metazoa, Chordata, Actinopteri, Carangiformes, Carangidae. Gene Ontology annotation, molecular function: heparan sulfate 2-sulfotransferase activity.
CCGCUGGGUGGUGGACUGCUCACACAUCCAAUGGCCUGACUGGUAGUAAUAGUCUGUCCGUGGUGCGGUGGUGGUGAACACACUGGAUGGGACAGGACAGCGCUACAUGGGGGACGCAGGCGACAGUGGCUGGUACCACCGCUCCUACACCUCGGGGGGACAAAUCCGCUCUGUUGGGAAAUCUCUAGGGCUUUACGACGCUCCGCUGUUUGAAAUUGACUUGAUGAAAUCACCAAGCCGAGUAUGAACACUUCGCAUUUGAGUGUCUCCUCUGAGCAUGGACUGACCAAAUCCCUCUCUGGAUGAUUUGAUGGGGCUGCUCAGAGUCAUGAUGCCGCCCAAGUUGCAGCUUCUGGCGCUGCUAGCGUUCGCAGUGGCCAUGUUCUUCCUGGAGAACCAGAUCCAGAAGCUGGAGGAGUCCCGGGGAAAGCUAGAACGAGCCAUCGCCAGACAUGAGGUACGAGAGAUCGAGCAGCGGCACACGCAGGACGGCCUGCGGGAACGGGACUCGUCAGCUUCAUCACUGUCCGACAGCGAGGACGAUGUGGUCAUCAUCUACAACCGCGUGCCCAAGACUGCCAGCACCUCCUUCACCAACAUCGCCUACGACCUGUGCGGGAAGAACCACUACCAUGUGCUGCACAUCAACACCACCAAGAACAACCCGGUCAUGUCCAUACAAGACCAGGUGCGGUUUGUAAAGAAUGUGACUGAAUGGAGGGAAAUGAAACCUGCUUUCUACCAUGGACAUGUCUCCUUCCUGGACUUCACCAAGUUUGGGGUGAAGAGGAAGCCCAUAUACAUAAAUGUGAUCCGUGACCCCAUUGAAAGGCUGGUGUCCUAUUAUUACUUUUUACGUUUUGGGGACGACUACCGGCCCGGCCUGAGACGCAGGAAACAAGGAGACAAGAAGACGUUUGAUGAAUGUGUAUCCGCCGGCGGCUCAGACUGUGCCCCAGAAAAGCUUUGGCUCCAGAUUCCCUUUUUCUGUGGUCACUACUCUGAAUGCUGGAACGUGGGCAGCCAGUGGGCUCUGGAGCAGGCGAAAUACAACCUGGUGAAUGAAUACAUGCUGGUUGGAGUAACAGAAGAGCUGGAGGAUUUUGUCAUGAUGCUGGAGGCUGCGUUGCCACGUUUCUUCAGAGGAGCCACUGAGCUGUACAAAACAGGGAAGAAAUCCCACCUGAGGAAGACCAGCGAGAAGAAGCCGCCCACAAAGGAGUCGAUUGCCAAGCUGCAGCAGUCGGCCAUCUGGAAGAUGGAGAACGAGUUCUAUGAGUUUGCACUGGAGCAGUUCCAGUUCGUCAGGGCACAUGCUGUCAGGGAAAAGGACGGAGAACUCUACCUGCUGGCACAAAACUUCUUCUAUGAGAAAAUCUACCCCAAAAACUGAGCAUUAAGAGACACAUGUCAAUAGAAGAGUUUGGAGUGUUAUGGAGAAGGAUGGACACUUUGUACAGGCUCAGAUGUUCAGUCUGAGACUAAAAAAAGAAGGAAAGUGAGGGUGAAUGUAAUAGACUACUGCUGACUGUGCGGCUGGUUUGUUCGUGUGAUUGAGAACAUAAUGUGGAGCUGCAGAACGAUCUGCCUCUGACGCAGCAAUCAGACUGGUGACAGCUCUGGUAUUCUGUGCCAGCCAACUGGAUGAAGAGCUUGUGUUUCCUCAGCAGGUUGCAGUCCCAGCAGCUCCGGGCCCUCCGCUCCCUUUCACUUCCAUGUCAAAGGUCGUCUGUGCAGAAGGCCUCUGCUGGGAUGUGGUCGGAUACGUCCUCUCCAUCAGCUGAUCAGACCUCUAACUCCUGAUUGGCUUCACUAUUCUCUGAUCCAGACAAAACAUUUUCAUUGGCUCUGUACUGUUUGGUUGUGUUUUGUUGUAUUUUAACUCUUUACUAUGGUUGUCUUUUGUAUGUAAAGACGGUGACAUUUUUCAUGGUGAAACAACAUCCCCAUGCCUCACCACCACUACUAACUUAAAGAGAUUUUAAUUGUAAGAAACUGACUACUGUGCUGUAUUAUUGGACUUGAAUGAGAACUUUUGAGGCUUUUAUGAAAUAAAAAUCCUGUGACCAUGGACUA